This is a messenger RNA of Linepithema humile (Argentine ant), 1415 nucleotides long. Lineage: Eukaryota; Metazoa; Arthropoda; Insecta; Hymenoptera; Formicidae. The record is from RefSeq and is a predicted model, not a curated record.
AUGGUAAGAGGACGUGGAGGAAUGAUUAGAGGUGGCCGAGGAGGUAUGGGUCGUGGCAUGGGUUUUCCACGGAAACAAUUUUUACCACGUCAUCCAUUUGAUUAUACAUUAUGUGAAGCUGCUUUUCCACGAGUUAAAUCUGCUCCUGAUGAAUCAGACUUUCAGACGGCCCUUCUGAAGAAAAAUGCUGACAUGUGCCCUACGCCAAAGGAACAAACUUCCAUCUUAAAUCUUGUUACUAAACUGCAAAGUGUUCUUGAUAACCUAAUUGUUGCACCUGGAACUUUUGAAGCUUGUCAAUUAGAAGAAGUAAGACAAGUUGGCAGUUUUAAGAAAGGCACAAUGAUAAAAGGCCACAAUGUUGCUGACAUUGUUGUUAUUCUCAAAACUCUGCCGACGAAAACAGCAGUAGAGGCUCUUGGAAGCAAAGUUAAUAACGACUUGAAAACUGUGAAUCCGAAAGAAAUGUUCAGGCUUAUACAAACUGAACGAGGUUUUGAUAUCGCAAUUAAUGAAGCAACUGUACGCGUAUUAAUAACGACAUUGCAUCAAAAUCUACGUAAGCUGGAAUCUGAUCAACAUUUAGAUGUCAAAAUUUGUCAAGGACAUCUCGCUGCUAUCAGACAUUCUCGCUGGUUUGAAGAAAACGCUCAUCACUCUAGUAUUAAAGUUUUAAUACGAUUACUCCGUGAUCUUAGAAGCAGAUUCGAAGGCUUGGAACCGUUGUCUCCGUGGAUGCUGGAUUUAUUGGCACACAAUGCCAUAAUGAACAAUCCUAGCAGGCAAGCAUUACCAAUAAACCAGGCGUACAAGAGAGUAUUGCAGUUACUUGCCUCUGGACUCUUUCUCCCAGGAUCUGCAGGUAUCUCUGAUCCGUGCGAAGGUGGUAAUAUACGCGUGCAUACCGCAAUGACCCUUGAACAACAAGAUCUCGUAUGUCUUACCGCUCAGACAUUGCUGCGCGUAUUAGCUCACGGUGGCUAUAGACCAUUGUUGGAAGGCACGAAUAAACUCGCGGUGGAAAUGAGCGUAUGGGCAGGUGGUGUUGUGGCAAGUCCGUUAGACAAAGCGUACGAACCUCCUACAGAGCAGGAGCAGCAGGAAGAUAUGGACGAAAGCAAUGAAGAGAUGAUAACAGAAAGUGUUUAAAUUUUCUUUAAGUUAAAAUUAGAGCAUAAAAAGUUUCUUUCUCUUAUGACAUGGAAUAUUUACUUUCUUAUCAAUGUUUCUUAUAAAAUGUAUUGUAUUUAAUAUUUGCACAUACAUUUUGACGGUAACAAAAAUCUCAGUUAACAUUUAAAAUUACACUUUUACAUGAUCGAUAUUAUGGACAAUGCAUUAGCGAAACCGAAUGUGUCCAUGAAAUACAAAAUGUGACGUAUAUAAAAUAAAUGACAGUGCGUAAUAUAUAAAGA